Peniophora sp. CBMAI 1063 is the source of this 402-nucleotide messenger RNA. The record is from the annotation of a GenBank genome assembly. NCBI's taxonomy places the organism in Eukaryota, Fungi, Basidiomycota, Agaricomycetes, Russulales, Peniophoraceae.
AUGCUCUUCUCGUUCUUCCUCAUGCUCUCUGCCCUCUUCCUCUCCGUCCUCGCGGCCCCUCUCAACACGCGCCAGGAGACCGUUUCCAACGUCAAGUGCACUAGUGGCUCCGCUCUUGACUUCCACACCGUGAAUGUUGCGCAGCUCCAAAUCUGCGGCGGCAUUGCGGGCACGAUCCAGAAGUGCCAGGGUGCACCGACUUCGACGACGGGCGUAUCCAACAACGUGCAGUUCAGCAUCAACCCGGUGCAGAAGGGUGCGACUAUCAACAUCUCCAAGGGUCGCUGGGAGCAGGGCAUCAAGGCUGCGUUCGCGGUCUGCGGUCAGGACCAGCCUUUCACGGCAACGUUUACGGGCGGCGCCAGCACUGGCGACGUCAACGUCGAGCUCAAGGCGAUCUGA